Dermacentor andersoni is the source of this 738-nucleotide messenger RNA. The record is from RefSeq and is a predicted model, not a curated record. NCBI's taxonomy places the organism in Eukaryota, Metazoa, Arthropoda, Arachnida, Ixodida, Ixodidae.
UAUUCACAAACGGAACUUACCCUUAACUUAUGACUUAAGUAGCCGGUCGAUGCUUAACGCGUUUCAUAGACAAAUCUUGUACUUAAGGUAAACUUUAAUCGACACUUGAGUGCCGGAAAGUAAAGUGCGGUCAUUGGCAACCUUAAGUGCGACUUUCGCUACUCUCGCCUAGCAAGCAAGAUGGCCGCCUGCUACGGCAGCCUCGCCGACUUUGCCGAUUUCGCCGGACGUGUGCGCAGUAUUACGGAGGAUGAGGCAUACCGAUACGUGUCGCCAUUACGGCCACGGCUUAAGGAUCGACAGAAUCCAAUGGAAGUAUACAACGACGCAGAAUUCUCGUGGCGGUACCGCUUUUCCAAGCAAGCUGUGCUACGGCUGUUGGAAAUGCUGCCACUGGUCCCAAAAGACAACGAACGCGGUCACCCCGUGCCGCCGCUGCUCCAGCUGCUAAUCGCGCUGCGAUUCUACGGCGCCGGAACUUUUCAGGUUGUCACCGGGGACCUCGUUAAUGUUUCGCAAGCAACUGUGUCUCGAAUAAUUGCGCGAAUGUCAAGAAUGAUUGCCGAGACUUUGUUCCCGCAGCUCGUGAAGUUGCCAAAUGCUAAUGAUUUGGCAUCCGUAAUGGAGGAGUUCUACACCAUCGCACGGUUUCCUGGUGUGAGCGGGUGCAUUGACUGCACUCAUGUACCCAUCAGAAGUCCCGGAGGAGAUGAAGCGGAGGUUUUUCGCUGUCGAAAG